Messenger RNA from Pieris napi, 670 nucleotides. RefSeq names its product ubiquitin-40S ribosomal protein S27a (gene RpS27A). Lineage: Eukaryota; Metazoa; Arthropoda; Insecta; Lepidoptera; Pieridae. Gene Ontology annotation, cellular component: cytoplasm; nucleus; ribosome. The transcript is spliced from 4 exons. Gene Ontology annotation, molecular function: ubiquitin protein ligase binding; structural constituent of ribosome; protein tag activity. The coding region runs from base 123 to 590 and encodes 155 amino acids. Gene Ontology annotation, biological process: translation; protein ubiquitination; modification-dependent protein catabolic process. The record is from RefSeq and is a predicted model, not a curated record.
UUUUAUUUUGUGGUAACAUUGUUCUGUUCUCUAUACCAGGACGUUCUCUAUACUGUUAGAGUCUAAUGUCUAUGUUUUAAAAAUUCUUUUCUUGUGGCAUGGUGACGGAAUAAGGCGUCAAGAUGCAGAUCUUCGUAAAAACUCUUACGGGGAAGACCAUUACACUUGAGGUUGAACCCUCGGAUACCAUCGAAAAUGUUAAAGCCAAGAUUCAAGACAAAGAAGGAAUCCCUCCUGAUCAACAGAGGUUGAUUUUUGCUGGUAAGCAGCUAGAAGAUGGGCGCACCCUAUCAGACUACAACAUCCAGAAGGAGUCCACACUUCAUCUUGUACUGCGGCUGAGAGGAGGAGCCAAAAAGCGCAAGAAGAAGAAUUACUCCACACCUAAAAAGAUUAAGCACAAGAAGAAGAAGGUCAAACUAGCCGUCUUAAGGUUUUACAAGGUCGACGAGAAUGGCAAGAUUCAUCGUCUCCGUCGUGAGUGCACGGGCGAACAAUGCGGCGCUGGCGUCUUCAUGGCCGUGAUGGAGGACAGACAUUACUGCGGCAAGUGCCACAGUACUAUGGUCUUCAAAGAUGACGACAAAUAGACCACUUCCCCAUUUUAGUUUAAGAUAACACUCAGACUGCUGUGUAUGAUGGAUUGAAUAAAUCUUGACACAGUGUCGGA